This is a messenger RNA of Acanthoscelides obtectus, 8737 nucleotides long. The record is from the annotation of a GenBank genome assembly. NCBI's taxonomy places the organism in Eukaryota, Metazoa, Arthropoda, Insecta, Coleoptera, Chrysomelidae.
CUCCAGGCCAUGCGAAUAAAAAAAUAAGUAAAAUAGCAGACGCUCAAACAAAAUGGACAUUCCGGCAAGAGGACAGCUUAUUUAGGUUCUAUGGAUCACAUUUGAGGGAUGGUGACCUUCAAGGUCACAUGUACUGUCACUGUCAAAGUUAAAAGUAAUCAACAUCUAUUGGAUUUGUUGGAUUUCAAUUUCAUUUUCAUGCGUUGAUCGCGCGAUCGCGGGUGAUACGUGUAUUUAAAAUAAAAAUUAGGAUCAACAGGGUUUAAUAACAAAUUAGUUUAGUUAAAAGUAUAUUACAACCACCAAAAAUUACAAAAAUUUGGAAGUAGGAGCGAAUUUUAGAUAACCAGUAAAGCACCUUCAAUAAUCACUAUUGUGCAAACUUGUACUGAGCUGCAAAAUGGCGAAUUCAACCUCGGUUUCAGCACCUCUGGAUGAAUUUUGUGGGUCACCAUUCUGGAACUGGACGUUGAGUUGGAACACCACCGAUCCCGACAUAACGAAAUGCUUCGAGAAAACAGUGCUAGUAUGGAUUCCAUGCUUUUUCCUAUGGACGUUUGCCGCGCUCGAGGUGUACUACAUACUAAGUAGUAAAAAACGGAACGUUCCCUGGAACUGGUUCAACAUUAGUAAAUUGACUAUAAUAGUGGCGCUAAUCGUGUUGACAUUGGUGGAUUUAGUGACAGCGUUUAAAUCGGCCGCAUCUAGUGAGAGUGCCGUGUACAGUGUUGACAUUUAUUCGCCGUUGAUUAAGAUUUUUUCAUUUGCCCUAGCCACAGUCUUGCUGUACUACAACCGCAAACAUGGCCACCAAACAUCAGGACUGCUAUUCAUGUUUUGGUUUUUGCUGGCGCUUUUUGGCUCCAUACAAUUUCGAACUGAAAUUCGGGCAGCACAAAGCAGGGAACUGGAAGGAAGGGAUCAUUAUGAAUACAUCAGUUAUAUGGUGUACUACCCCUUGGUGCUACUUCAAUUGCUGCUCAACUGUUUUGCGGACAAGAAACCGUUGGAGAUGAAGCUCACCAAACCUGAGCGUCCAUGUCCUGAACAGUAUGCCAGCUUCUUGUCCAAACUUUUGUUUACGUGGUUUGAUCCACUGGCCUGGCUUGGUUAUAAGAAACCAUUGGAAAUGAAGGAUUUAUGGGAGAUGAACCCAGAAGAUUCGUCCAAAGAAGUCGUACCUUUGUUUGAAAAGCAUUGGCGGAAUACGUUGGAAAAAUGUGGCAGAGUUCCGCCAGCUACACAAGUGCAUGCAAAAUAUAAGCACAACAGAACUCAAGUGGACUUCAUACAAAGCCCGAAAAAGAAACAAGCAUCUGUAUUACCAGCGUUAAUAAAAUCAUUUGGACCAAUCUACUUGUUUGGGGCGUUUUUGAAGCUAUUGCAAGAUUUGCUCACAUUUGUCAGCCCUCAAAUAUUGGGCCUCUUAAUUUUGUUCGUACAAGAUAAACAAGAAACAUGGAAAGGCUAUUUCUACUCAGUCCUUCUCCUGGCUACCGCUAUGUUGCAAACGCUCCUGCUUUCGCAAUACUUUAACAGAAUGUUCGUCAUAGGCAUGCGUAUUCGAACCGCGCUCAUAUCCGCCAUAUACAGGAAAUCCUUGAGGAUAUCGAAUACUGCCAGGAAGGAAAGCACGGUGGGUGAGAUCGUCAAUUUGAUGGCUGUCGAUGCUCAGAAGUUCAUGGAUCUUACUGCAUACCUGAAUAUGAUUUGGUCUGCUCCUUUACAAAUUUGCCUGUCGCUCUACUUCCUGUGGAUGGAGUUGGGACCGCCAGUCCUGGCUGGAUUGGCUGUUAUGAUUACGCUUAUUCCAAUCAAUGGAUUUAUCGCGAAUAGAGUGAAAACCUUACAGAUGAAACAGAUGAAAAACAAAGAUGAACGUGUAAAAUUGAUGAAUGAAAUUCUCAACGGUAUCAAGGUGUUAAAAUUGUACGCAUGGGAACCAAGCUUCGAAAAUCAAGUAUUAAAGAUCAGAGACAAAGAGAUCAAGGUAUUGAAACAGGCCGCAUAUUUGAACGCUGGAACGUCAUUUAUAUGGUCUUGUGCACCUUUUCUGGUAUCUCUGGUGACUUUCGCAACGUACGUAUUGGUAAACGAUCGCGAGGUGUUGGACGCCCACAAAGCUUACGUAUCUAUAUCUCUCUUCAAUAUCAUACGGUUCCCUCUCAGCAUGCUGCCCAUGAUGAUUUCCAAUUUGAUACAAACAUACGUAUCAGUAAAGAGGAUAAACAAGUUCAUGAAUGCAGAAGAACUAGAUCCUGAUAAUGCUACACACGAACCAAAUAACGAAGAACCACUAAUCAUAGAAAACGGCACAUUUUCGUGGGGCGAAGAUCCAGUGUUGAAAAACAUCAACCUCCGAUUCAAAAAGAACACUCUAACAGCAGUAGUAGGCACAGUCGGUUCUGGCAAAUCCAGCUUAGUCUCAGCACUCCUAGGCGAGAUGGACAAAGGAUCAGGGCAUGUGAACACCUACGGGUCUAUAGCUUACGUGGCACAACAAGCUUGGAUUCAGAACGCUACGUUGAAAGACAACAUUCUUUUCGGAAAGCCUUUUAACAAGGAUAGAUAUGAUCAAGUUGUAGAGGCGUGUGCUCUGACCCCUGACUUUCAGAUGCUUCCUGCUGGAGACCUGACGGAGAUCGGUGAGAAGGGAAUCAAUUUGUCAGGAGGGCAGAAACAGAGAGUCAGCCUGGCUAGAGCUGUUUACUGUGAUGCUGACAUAUAUUUCCUUGAUGAUCCGCUGAGCGCGGUAGACAGCCAUGUUGGGAAACAUAUAUUUGAUAAAGUCAUAGGAAAGGAAGGACUCUUGAAUAAUAAAACAAAGGUUUUAGUGACACAUGGCAUCACAUAUCUACCUCAAACGGACCAGAUUGUUGUCUUGAAGAAUGGAGAGAUCUCUGAAAGUGGCACAUACAAGGAAUUACUGGAUAAAAAAGGUGCAUUUGCAGAAUUUUUGCUACAACACAUUACGGAACAAGCAGAAAGCGGCGAAGAGCUGGACGAAAUCAAAGACCAACUAUCCGGCUCAAUGUUAUCCGAAGAAGUACACAAACUGAGCAGAAACCGAUCUCGAAUAUCCGAAUCCGUAUCCGAAUCUGGUUCCGAUAAAAUGGGCAACGGAUCUUUGCAAAGACGAAGAUCAGAAGAAAGUCAAGAACGGUCGAUAAAGAGGGCCACGUCUGUUUCGACUGAGGAUGUCAAGAACGGGCCUGUGCAAGGGGAGAAGUUGAUCGAGGUUGAGAAAGCGGAAACAGGCAGUGUCAGUUGGGCGGUGUACAAGCAUUAUAUCAAAUCUAUUGGUUUGUUGUUAAUGUUGACUACUCUUGUACUGAAUAUGGUGUAUCAAGGCUUCAGUGUCGGCUCUAAUGUAUGGCUAGGAAUUUGGGCGGACGAUAAAGACAUAAUAAAGAAUGGUACAGUGGACACAGCUAGAAGAGAUAUGUAUCUGGGUGUAUACGGAGCGUUAGGAAUUGGACAAGUGCUGGUGAUAUUCAUGGCCUCGCUCGCUUUGUACGUGAGCACCCUGAAUGCCGCGAGGUCCCUCCAUGAGUUAGUACUGAAAAACGUCAUGCGAGUACCGUGCACCACCUUCUUUGACGUCACGCCUGUGGGUAGGAUUCUGAACAGGUUCUCGAAGGAUGUCGAUACUCUGGAUAACGUGCUACCGAUGACACUCAGGGGAUGGAUCACCUGUUUUUUCGCAGUGUUGGGUACAUUGGCCGUAAUAAGUUACACUACCCCUCUGUUUAUAUUAGUUGUGGUACCGGUCGGAAUCUUAUACUAUUUCAUACAAAGAUUCUAUGUAGCAACAUCUAGACAACUGAAGAGGUUAGAAUCGGUGUCUAGGUCACCAAUUUACUCGCAUUUUGGUGAAACUGUUACUGGAGCUUCGGCUAUCAGAGCAUACAACCAACAAGAAAGAUUCAUAGAAGAAUCAGAACGGAAAGUUGAUACGAAUCAAAUUUGCUACUAUCCUAGCAUCAUUUCUAAUAGAUGGCUGGCUAUCAGACUGGAAAUGAUUGGUAACUUGAUCAUAUACUUUGCUGCGCUAUUUUCUGUACUAGGAGGAGACAAAGCUGCUGGACAAGUUGGUCUGUCAAUUGCUUAUGCUUUGCAGAUAACUCAAACUCUGAACUGGCUAGUACGUAUGACUUCUGACGUUGAGACGAACAUUGUGGCUGUAGAACGUAUCAAGGAAUACGCUGAAGCGCCUCAGGAAGCCCCAUGGGUCAUCCCAGAAAAAACACCACCAAGCAGAUGGCCCGAUCAAGGAUCUGUAGAGUUCAAGAAUUACUCAGUGAGAUACAGGCCAGGUCUCGACCUUGUGCUGAAAGACGUUAGUUUCCGUAUUAAAGGCGGCGAGAAAGUGGGCAUUGUUGGUAGAACUGGUGCUGGCAAGUCUAGUCUGACAUUGUCCUUGUUUAGGAUAAUUGAGGCAGCUGAAGGCCAAAUUCUAAUCGAUGGAGUUAAUAUUUCUGACUUGGGAUUGCAUUCUCUACGGUCUAGAUUGACAAUCAUACCUCAAGAUGCCGUAUUAUUUUCUGGAACACUACGUAUGAACCUGGAUCCGUUUGACAAGCAUAGUGACGACGAAGUCUGGAAAGCUUUGGAACAUGCACAUCUGAAGGCGUUCGUCAAAGGGCUCCCCUCAAUGCUGCAACACGAAGUAACAGAAGGCGGUGAAAACUUGUCAGUAGGUCAACGACAAUUGGUAUGUCUGGCUCGAGCGUUGCUAAGAAAAACAAAAUUACUCGUUCUCGAUGAAGCAACGGCAGCUGUGGAUCUCGAAACAGAUGAUCUCAUACAGAGGACGAUACGUACCGAGUUCAACAAAUGCACAGUGAUGACAAUCGCACAUCGAUUAAACACCAUCUUGGAUUCAGACAAGAUUAUUGUCCUGGAUAAAGGCAAGAUAGUUGAAUACGACUCCCCAGAAAAUUUAAUCGCCAAUCAAAAGUCGAUAUUCUUCAGUAUGUACAGAGAUGCAGGUUUAGGUUAGGUUAAGUACAAUCAGUAAAGAAUCCUCUUCACAAUAAGCCAAGUUAACUGAAAUGGUUUAAGGCAAUAGACAGUGGCCAAUCAUCGCAAUCUAGUAUAAUGAAACGUGCUCCAUCACCAUGCCCAAACAUAGUGGUUGAUUUUGGCACAUUGGAAAGAGGAGACUUAACAUGUCACCAUGAAAUAGUUGUUUCCAGAGAUCACCAGUUAAUGAUUACAACACAAUUAUCUUGUGAAGAGUUGUUAUAUUAUCUGUUUAAAAAGUAUUUACCACAAUAUUUUAUUUACACUAAGUCAACCCUUACAUUUUUUAAUUCACCCCUAGAAAGUGUUUAUUUCUGAACAAAUCGAAAUGUUACAACAGUGAUAUUGAUCAAGUUAAUAUGUCACGUAAUAGCGUCAUUGCACUUUUGUAGUUUUGUUCUUGUCCUUUGUUGGUAGGUUCCAAGGUGCAACGUAUCAUUUUAUAAUGAAAAAUGGUACUUUUGUAAUCGAAAACUUAGUGUUUCUAUGCUUUAUAUUUUCUUAAACAUAUACCCGAGCUGGACAUGUUUAACCUUAGUGAUUUUUAAGGAAAAGAAAAUUGUGCAGAUGGCGUCCCUUAAGCAGUGAGAAUAUACAGAAUGCCCCAGAAAUAACACGCCAGAGUGACACGGGAGGUAGAUUGGCUUCAGAUCAAUCAGCUAAAAUCAAAAUACCUUAGCAAACGUUUUCUAGUUUCCGAGAUAUUGCUACUUUUGAGUUUUUUAAAAAAAUCCCGACUUUUUGCUCCUUUUAUGGCUAUAAAGAACUUCUAACUGAUGAUUUUUUUUCAUGGGCUACCAUUAAUAGUUGGUGGAGACAACAGAGUAUUAAUUUUAUUGAAAGCUACCAAGGUAUGUUGAAAAAAUUAUUACAUUUUGUUUCAAUGCGAAAACCGUUACUAAAGUUUGACUAAUAUCUGUGAAAAAAAAUAUACCAGAGUGAAUCGCAAAUGAUCCUAAAAAGUAGCCUAUUUAAUACUCUUAAAAAUAUUGUUUUUUUAUUUGUAGUAUUUCGCAAGUAUUACGAGUUCAAUGACAAAACUUGAAAUUAUUCAGUUUUUAGUAAAAAAACACCCUACAAAUGCUACUAUUUCUGACAGAACAUUAAAUGGCUAGUUUUUAAGGUCAUUUGCUGAUCACAGUCUGGCACAUUUUUUUAACAGUAAUUAGUCCAACUUUAGUAAAGGUUUUCGCAUUGAAACCAAAUGUAAUAAUUUAUUUCUUUUUUAGCAUACUGUGUUAGUUUUCAAUGAAAUGUGGUCACAACCAACUAUUAAUGGUAACCCAGGAAAAAAACAUAAGUUAGAAGUUCUUUAUAGCCAUAACAGGAAAAAAAGUAGUAGAAAGUAGGGAUUUUUUGAAAAAACUUAAAAGUGGCAAUAUCUCGAAAACUAGAAAACUUUUACUAAGGUCAUGUUGAUUUUAUCUGAUUGAUCUGAAGCUAAUCUACCUCCCCUCUCACUUGCGUGUUAUUUCUGGGAGACCCUGUAUAGUGGUUGCAAAAAUACAUAUAACUUAUUUUUUCCUGUUGGAUGACAUUUUAUGUAAGCAUACUAAAAUUAUUCGAGUAUUUCGUGUAAGAUUACCAAAAAAUGUGUUUUGUGGAUAAAAAAUCCACCACAGUUUAAAGCAUAGAGGUGUCGAGUAUCUGCUUCAAAGUGUAAGGGCCUGUACUUGUGAUUUAUCGUCCUUGAAAAAAAUCACCCUAGUUAAAUGUGUCCAGCUCCUGGCUCUUAUGCCAGAUGUACAAGUCGCAAAUUUUUUACUUGACCUUUUCCAGGAAAUUUUUGGCACAAUUUGUUACCGAAUUUGAAUUAUUGUACAUGUUAAUAGAGGUUCCCCUUGCAUGAUUUAUCAUCUAGGUACAAUAUAAAGACGUUAAGAUAUAUUGAAGAAAACAUAUUUACUUAUUUAUGAAUAAAUGCCGAAUAAAUGUACUUUAACUGUAGUACUUAAAAUCUUGCCACUAGGUCACUUUUUCUAAUAAUAAUAAUAAAUUGUCCUGUAUUUGGUUCCUUCGCAAAAUAUCAAAGUAUUUGUAUCUUACGAGGUUUGUUCGGAAAAUAAGUAUAAAAGAGGAAUAAUAACUUUAUUUUAUAAUUGUUCAGACAUUUCAAUAUGAUCUCCUUCAAACUACUCCCCCUGAGACAAAAUGCACUUCUGCCAACGCCGUUUCCACUGUUGAUACGAUCGCUGAAAGUCUUCAAUGGUGAGGCUCUUCAUUUGUCGUGUCGUUUUUGCCUUGAUGGCUUCCACAUCCCCUAAGUGCCACCCCCGAAGCUCCUUUUUACAUUUUGGGAACAGGAAGAAGUCGCCAGGAGCUAAAUCGGGUGAAUUCUGACACGGUAAUUGAGCUUCCGGCCAAAAACUCAAGCACAACGAGACAUGUAUGAGCAGGCGCGUUGUCGUGAUGAAGGAUCCACCUGCCCACUUGUGCCAAAUCCGGUCGAAUUCGGGCCAAACGAGCUCUGAGACGACGCAAAACUUCAUUGUAGAAAUUUCCGUUCACUGUCUGGCCGGGAGGGACAAAUUCCUGGUGAACAAUGCCUCGAGAAUCAAAGAAAACAAUCAAAAUUGUUUUCACAUUGGACCUUGAUCUUUUCGAUUUCUUUUUGUUCUGGGUCCCCGGCUUUCUUCCACUCCAAGGUUUGAGAUUUCAGCUCAACUUCGAAUUCGUAGAACCAAGAUGACUCGUUUCCAGUAAUGACCAGGUUAAGAAAGUCCCCCCUUUCCUCUGCUUCCAAACAGUCCUCACAGCAAGCAACCCACCUUGCUUUCUGUUCUGGAGUCAAGAGCUUCGGAACGAUUUUCGCGCACACAUUUUUCAUUUCAAGUUUUUCUGUCAGAAUUUCGUGGACGAUUGUUUUGGGGAUUGACAGUUCCUCAGCUAUCAUUCUAACUGUCAAUCGACGGUCUUUAAGAACACAGCCCCGAAUUGUUCAACAUUUCCCUCAGAGCUCGAUGUGUAGGGGCGUCCUGAGCGUUGGUCAUCUUGCACAUCUUCUUGGCCUUCCCGUAACCUCUUCACCCACUUGUUGACACUUGGUUCCUUCAGAGAAUUGUCUCCGUAAACUCAAAAAUCUCACGCCCAUUCUUGCCUAGCUUUACAAGAAACUUGAUGUUGAUGCUCUGUUCCUCGAUCAGAGAGAGCUCCAUGCCGGCGGCAGGUAAAAGAAGGGUUACUUUCAACAAGCACGCGUAAAUCCUACUUACUCGCAGAGCGCUACGGCUUGAACUGAGCAUAGACGGGAUGGCAUAGAGAGAGGGAACCACCGGACCAUCCGUCCACAACGCCUUGACACGACCUUCCGAGUUUUUUAUACGUAUUUUCCGAACAAACCUCGUAUAUUCUUUGUAACCUAUUAGUGAUAUAUUCUUCCUUAACUUCCAUAUCUACUUAAAUUGCAACUUUGACUUGGUAAUGUUAUAUUAAUUUUUCUAUUUCUCGGAAAUAGAAACUUUACCUCGAAUUCGAUUUAUUCAAACAUCACAUUAGUUAUAUUAUUUUUAGGUGCUAAUAUUUUUAUAAUACUUUUGUACUUAACUCGAGCUGUCACCCAAUCUUUUAUUUUUUUAUUGUACAGGAUGUAUGCAAUAAGUGUUGCGGCCUUUAUACUUCAUGUUGAUGUCUAAUAUAUGUAUAAGGUACAGUCCUGUUUAAUUCCAUUUAUAUUUUUAUGUAUUUGAUUGAAAUACAUAUUUCUUGAAUGUUA